UUCUCUCUCUUUUUUUUUUACCCGUCUAUCCCUGUGUGUACCGUCUGGCUUGGUGUUCAGUAAUCCGCACAGUCCAUGAUUUUCCCACAGCCCUGCUAAUGCCCCAAAGCUGCAGCUGCCACACCGGCCGGCCGCGGAGCGCCACACGCUGCCAGUUGCUACAUUGAUCAAUAAUUCACUAGCUCGACGCCUCCCCAAACCCGCUACCCCGGUGCAGCCUCGGGUCGACUGAGGCGACAACUGAUAUUUACUCACGCGGAGGGGACGUUUACUCUCCCGUGCGUUUAAAAGCAGCGGUAAGCUUUAGCCAACAGGCGAGAUCCCUUCGGUGCGUCUACGGAUUAGACUGUCGCAAUGUGCACGACUCGUGUUGGUGACUGACUGCGACGCCUCGCGCUUUCAUCUGUCCGGGAACAGCGGGGGUCCCGUUAUGGUGCGGACAGUCGGAGGCUCGAAAGGGGAAGAUGCAGUCAAGACAAACAGGAACUGACUUCAGGACAUAAAGACGACGAAAAAUCACUCACAUUCACGUCCCUCACGCGAGCUGUUCUGCGUUCACCGGCGCUCGCGGAGCUUUUCGACCGAGCCCGUGAAUCCUCCGGUCGGUGCUGACGGGGAGGCUCCGUCGCUCGGCCGAUGACAGUUGGAGAAACACAUUAAACACGGAACCGAGGACGUCGAUAAUUCCGCAAAAGUGCCAGAGAAAGCUUUUACUUUUACAGACGGAACAAACUCUGGGAAACAGCCCGACUUGUUGAGUUGUUUUUUCGCUUCCGGUAUCACCGAAGAAACCGACGGGUGCACCCGCUCCCUCUCCUCUUUUUUUUUGGACGCUGAAGGUUUUAAAGAAAAAUGGGCUUUUGAGGAGAGCUGGCAAUUUCCCCUGAACUACAAUGGCCACAGAAUCGUAUUUGGUGCAUGAAGGUCCCCAUCGAGCCCCGGGCAUCUCAGAGUGUUUCCUAGUGCCUGAAUCCUACAGGGAUGAAUUCCAUCCCUUCAUCGAGGCUCUCCUCCCGCACGUGCGGGCUUUCUCCUACACCUGGUUCAACCUGCAGGCCCGCAAGCGCAAGUACUUCAAAAAGCACGAGAAGCGCAUGUCCAAGGACGAGGAGCGCGCCGUCAAAGACGAACUCCUGGGCGAGAAGCCCGAGAUCAAGCAGAAGUGGGCGUCGCGGCUGCUGGCCAAAUUGCGCAAGGACAUCCGGCCGGAGUUUCGCGAGGACUUCGUGCUCACCAUCACGGGGAAGAAGCAGCCGUGCUGCGUGCUGUCCAACCCCGACCAGAAGGGCAAGAUCCGGCGCAUCGACUGCCUGCGGCAAGCCGACAAGGUCUGGCGCCUGGACCUGGUGAUGGUGAUCCUGUUCAAGGGGAGCCCGCUGGAGAGCACGGACGGAGAGAGGCUGGUCAAGUCCCCGCAGUGCUCCAACCACACCCUGUGCGUGCAGCCGCACCACAUCGGGGUGUCCGUCAAGGAGCUGGACCUGUACCUGGCCUACUUCAUCCACAUGCCAGAAUCUGGGCAAUCAGACAAUUCCAGUCAACAAGGAGACUCAGACAUCAAACCCCCACCAAACGGACAUCUGAGUUUCCAGGACUGUUUCGUGACUUCGGGAGUGUGGAACGUAGCCGAGUUGGUACGAGUGUCCCAGACCCCAGUUGCAACGGCAUCAGGUCCCAAUUUCUCACUUGCGGAUCUGGAAAGUCCCAGUUACUACAAUAUCAACCAAGUAGCACUCGGCAGACGUUCGCUUGCCUCCCCUCCAUCCACGAGGUCUGAGGUGGAGCUGUACGCCAGUCUUCCUCGGAGCUCUAAUAAGCGCAAGUCUAUAGAUGACAGUGAGAUGGAGAGUCCCGUUGAUGAUGUCUUCUACUCCAGUCGUUCUCCGGCCGGCACCAGCUCUCAGUCCAGUGGCUGGCCUAAUGACGUCGAUGCAGUUGCAGUACAGCACCAUUUGACGAGUGUUCAAGAGAGGAAGAUAAAACAUGAGAAUGAUGGCGUGCAGUUUCCAUACCAUGGGUUGUCCUCUCCUGGGUCUCUAAAGAAGCCAGCGGGGAAAUUCGAUUUCAGCGCCCUGUCAGCACAGACGAGGUCCCCCCGAAUGGCCUUCACACACCACCCGCUGCCCAUGCUGGCAGGCGUGAGACCAGGGAGUCCGCGUGCCUCAGCCUCUGCCCUUCAUUUCCCUGCUCCCUCCAUCAUCCAGCAGUCCAGUCCAUAUUUCACCCACCCCACCAUCCGCUAUCACCACCAUCAGGACCCGCUCAAAGAGUUCGUCCAGUUCGUCUGUGCUGACGGCUCGGGGCAGCCGGGGGCACAGCAUAACGGGAGCGGUCAGAACAAACUGCCCGGCUCCUUCUUACUGCCACCUCCUCCUCCUCCGGUAGCGCGGCCGGUGCCGAUGCCCCUCCCCCUGCCCGAGCACAAAUCCAGCCACACACACCCCGAGAGCGGAGUCGGCUCCCCGGCCUCGCCCUCAGCAUACCCAGCGCCAGGCUCCACAGCUUCCAACAGGUUUGUCGGCAUCGGAUCACGGGACAACAACUUUCUGAACAUCCCACAGCAGACUCAGUCAUGGUUCCUUUGACAAGACUUUUCAUGAACACACAGACAAAAAUCCACAAUGAAAACUGGAAAUGGAGUCACGAAGCUAAGUUUGGAACUUGCCCCUCUGUAAAGUCUCACUCAAACACACAUACACACACACACACACACACACACACAAUUCCCAAAACACUGGCAAAUCUGGAAAACUUCAGCAUUACCCUGCCAGUCUGGAGCGCUCAGAGAACCACCCAAACCAUCCAAAGGAUUGACGCAACAGCUCAACGUCUUUGUCGUGUUCCUGAGGCAUCCGGCACAUAGACCAAUCCUUUUUUUUUUUAUUUGUUCAUUCAUCCACCAGUCAUACGCCGCCAUGGUGAGGAAAAUCCAUCUCUUCCCAGUCAGAACUCUAUUCAGAAGCUGAACUCAUCGAAAAGGGACAUUUGAAAUGGAACCUGGAUGAUGUCAAUCACGGACGCGUGUGAUUGGAUGGAGAGACUCGGCGGGAGCCUUCUGAUUGGCUCUGGAUUUGCUGAUCUUGGUGACGCCCUCCAGCCCAGUGUGAACUCGACAUCCUCUCGUUGUUUACACGUUGACAAGCAAUAGACUGUGAGCGAAACUACAGAUAACACUAACCGUGUGCAAUUCACCUAAACGUAUGCACUAUAUGAUUCAUGAUAAGGGAUGACAGAUGCUUUGGCCUUAGAUUUGCGAUGUGGAGUCAGGCUACAUGUGUCUAAGGUAAAACACACACACACACACAUCACAGCAUCAUAUAGACCACUGAUGACCGGAAUGGGAAGGGUCAAGCACGAGUGACCUUAACGUCAAGCUUCUGACUCAUUUUUUUUUUCAUUUUGUAGUGUUUAUGAAUUAAAAGGCCAGUGAUUUGAGUCAUAAAACCGAUCGAUUCGAAUGAACUAGAGGGUUUUGGUGCGCCCAUCGCUGACCUCUUCACCAGCUUCGAUCAGUCAGCCCUGAACACAAGGGCUUCUGCUUUACUUUGCGUUUGGUUUUGCAGUACAUUUUUGGGUGGAUGUCAUAAAAACUUUCCACGUCAUAUUUCACCCCAAAAUCCAAAGAAAAAAAAUGAAAUGAAUAAAAAAGAAAUGCAAUGAUUUAGUAUAAUUUUCAUUAUAAUUAAGCCCCAACACACACACACACACACCAAAAAAAAAAAUUCUCAUCACCAUAAUGCAACACUCUCAUUCUAAUUAGCGUAUUGUAAUACAAAACAUAUUAUCUAUCAUUAAUUUUUAUUUAUUAAAUGAUGAUUACAAUUUUUUUUUACCUCGUCACAGUGCAAAAAAAAAAAUCGUAAUGAUCCCAAAAUAGGCUAAACUUUUGAUCCAGUAGUGAAAUGUGACUUGGACGUGUUUAUGUGACAUUCGCCCUUUCACUUGUGUUUGUUUUCUGGUUUUGCGCGAUUUUAGUUUGCAUAGCGUAGCCGCUCCUGCAGAUCCUGCAUGUUGAAUUGUGCUUUCCAAAGUGUUUUUGUUUUAGUUUUAGAACAACAGUUUAAGAACAAACGGACAAUCUCUAGUUUCCAUUAACCAGAUGUUUGAGGUCGCUAUUGAUUUCGACGGUGCUCUGCCCUUCCUACCAAUCACAUUCUCCAUCACUUUACAGUUCGUUCACGACUCAACCUUUUGCUUCACCGGUUCAGCCUGACUCACGAGACAAUCUACGUAUGGCUGCCAUUUCAUUUAGCCUAUCAGCACAGUGGUACAUAAACACGCACACACACACACACAAACAUUGCACUAUGACACACACCCACGUCAUUAAAGGACAAAGGGAAACCUUUAAACUCAGACCCCUCGAUCAAACACGAUUUAACAGAUUUUAGAUGAACAAUGUGAUUUUCAAUACAAACACUCGAAAGCACUGACCUCACUAAAUAACUGGACUGCCCGGCUGUCAAUCACAUGUCAGGGACUCUGAUUGGCUGAGAGCUGACGAUUUCAUCAUCAAAGUGCCUCGGUGUCCCCUUUACAUGCAAUUCAGGGUCUUCACUUCAUGUAUAAGCUACAGAAAAUAUGUACAAUAUGUAUCAUGGGCUUAGCAAACAGCAUAUGAGCAACUGCAAACAUCAUAUUUAUAGAUAAAUGUUAUCCAGAACAUAUCUGUGUGUGUAUAUAUACAUAUGUAUAGUUUCUCCGCUGUGAAAUUAGCUCUACGGCAGUCUAGUUAUUUUCUGAUCUUUUACCCGAGUCAGUGAGGUCAUCCCACAAACCCACGAACUCUUCAGAAGCGCUGAAGAGAUCAAAAACGGACACAAACACACCUUCAGAACAGAAACUAAUUUGUCAAUUUUCUGUUGAAAAGUGUUAUUAAUGAGAGAGAAAAAAAACGUUAUAUGUGGACUGAGCCGUGUGCAAUGUGUUGGGUAGAUAUCAGUGUUUGUCUUCAGAUUUUUAAGAAAGCGAAGCAAGUGAAAAAAGACAAAAAAACAAAAAAAAAAAAAGAGUUGAAGUCUGCGAGCUCCUGGACUCUAAACACGAGGGCCACAAAAAGAAUCCCAGUCUUUGUAAGCGUUGGGGAAUUCAAUUUUUACUUUACAUUUAUCUUUUUUUAAUGUUUUAUUUGUAAGCUUUUGUUUUUAAACUAUUUCAGGGGUGUGGGGGCUGAAGGAACGAUUUUACAAAAGCAAAUGUAUUGCUACAAACAAAAAGAAAAGAAAAUACUGGUGCUUCUGUUACCCACAAGUGAAUAAUACCACACCAGAACGACUGUUUCUGACGAGACGAGUUUUACGAACCUCUGUUUCUCUCUUCUUCUCUUUUGUAUUCACUAAGGGGGGUUCAAAUUUUUAUAUAUAUAUAAAUAUAUAUAUAUAUAUUGGUUCUGACAAAAGGCAUUUUACUACAACCUUUAAAAAAGCUAUGCCCCUUAUUACUCCUUCAAAUGUCCAGAUAUAAGGUGCGUUCAAGUCAUGUCGGGAAGAUCGUAUUUAUGAGCCACGAAGAAAUGGAAAACUCGCAACAUGGAGAUGCAGUUUGCCUGUAUUUGGCAGUAAAUUUGUUGUUUUUAUUUUCAUUUACAAAAAAAAAGAUAGCUAAGUUGCGUAUACAAAACAUGAUGCACAAUUACAAAAUAAUAGUAGCCC
Messenger RNA from Pimephales promelas (fathead minnow), 5651 nucleotides. It is a transcript of the gene nfixa, whose product is annotated as nuclear factor I/Xa. Gene Ontology annotation, biological process: regulation of transcription by RNA polymerase II. The record is from RefSeq and is a predicted model, not a curated record. Gene Ontology annotation, molecular function: DNA-binding transcription factor activity, RNA polymerase II-specific; RNA polymerase II cis-regulatory region sequence-specific DNA binding. Gene Ontology annotation, cellular component: nucleus. Lineage: Eukaryota; Metazoa; Chordata; Actinopteri; Cypriniformes; Leuciscidae.